AUGGACCCUCUAUCAAUGACCGCAGCAAUAGUGACGUUCAUAGACAUCGCCAAUCGAAUCGAAUUCUCUGUAGAUAGAUUAAGCGAAAGUCGUCAAACGCUCAAAGAUCUAGCUCGCCACAUUGUAAACGAGCUUCAGGAACUACGAGUACUGUGCCAGCGCCAGGAGGAACUUCACAGCGGUUUACCACUUGGGCACGACCCUUUGACCACGUCCUUGCAGAACUUGCACUCUGAGUUGAAGGCCGUUCUCGAGCGCUGCCUGAAACUUAUAGAGCCCCCGAAGCAUAGUCGCCUUGGGAUGAUCAAGAACAUGUUGAUUGCCUGGAUCAAGAAUCCUAAAAUCGAGGCCGAGAUAUCCAGGCUUAGGGACCAUGUUUCAUCUCUUCACAGGCAAUUCGCAUACAUCACCUCCAUGCGCCUACAGAACAUAGAGAAAUGUCUUCUCGUCGAUCAGAUGGAGAGGCGAGCGGGGAUGCAUCAAAUGGACCGCCUCUUUUAUCGGCUCUUCAUUGAUUCAUACACAUCUGGGACCAACCCUCCUCCGUUCAUGGACAACGCCAUGGACUCUCAAUUCCUCCGUUGGCAAGCGCAGAAGGUUGUAGACCUCCUCAGCUGUGUCUGGGCCAAGCGUGCCUUUAUACCUCAAGACUUUGACCGCGUUCUCGAUUUCAAGACGGGCCACUGCACGCGGGUACUUCCACCUCCCCCAUCGUCAUCCGAAUUCCCCGAGGCGAGUCGUAUACGUCUGGUGGCAACCGAGGUCUUCCAGACCAUCCAACUGCUCGACUCCGCGCCUUCCGAUAUCUCUAUGCUGUACGGCGCCAGGCAAUUGCUAAGGCUUGACGCGUACCUUUGGGAAUUGGGGCUGAGCCAUCACGCUGCCGUAGUGAACAACUGGAUCAUCACGAUCUACCGCCGCCUUGCAUCGUCGCACCGUAAGUUCACGCCAUGCGUUUCGCACGCUUUGGGAAACCUUAUAGUGUUCGGUUCUGGGACGCCCGAAUGGCUGGAUAUAUGCAAAUCAACCAUCGUCAUGAUAUGCAAAGAGGUAGUCGACACACACACGGACGACGUCGGGUCUUUGUGCAUCGCUGCCACCAUGCAUAGAUAUGCCAGCAAGCUUGCCGAGUACGGCCUCCACGACUACGCCAUCGAAGUUGAGCGGCAAUCACUCGCGUUACAACGGAGAGUUCGGUUAGUUUUGGCACAGAGUGGGGAGGUGCAAUCGGGCCUCGAGUCUAAGGAGGAAUUUUACUGGGCUACCUACCUGGAGGCGAUAUGCUUGGGGCAACUUGCGCAGAGUUUGACUGCUACUUGCCAACACCCUGAAGCCCUCGUUAGUGGCAACGGAGCGAUCGCUUGCACCCAGGCCUUGGCAGGCUGGGAUCUUUAUCAUCAAUUGCGAAUGAACCGGCUUUCUGAGGACGUUCGCAACCUCCUCUUUGACUGUACCAGAGAAAUUGAUUCUUCUGCCUCCAACGAUGAUAGAUGCCCUGAGGAAUAUUACUCAGUGAGAUCGCACUCGAUAAUAGGCGAGGUGCAUUUUACGCAUUCGUAUAUGGCUUGGGACUCGGGCUAA
Molecule: messenger RNA, 1581 nt
Organism: Pleurotus ostreatus (oyster mushroom)
Lineage: Eukaryota; Fungi; Basidiomycota; Agaricomycetes; Agaricales; Pleurotaceae
Exons: 5
Coding region: 1-1581 (526 amino acids)
Source: RefSeq, a predicted model, not a curated record